CCGCUUCCGUCAAACCUCCUCCGUUCCGGGUUUACUCUUAUCAGUGAGAUCACAUGCUUCUCCAUGAAGCUCACUCAGCAGGCUCCCGAACGAUUCUUUUUCGUUAUGUCAGGGAUAGAUAAGAACUCAUAGCCAGCAGCAGCACCUCCAGUUUCCCAUCCUCAACUCAUUAUAGUUCCCACCUUAUCACUCAAAACCCCCGUAUCACCAUCACCCAGCAUGUCUUCACUUUACCAUCAAACGCGACCGGGGCUCUCAAUUACCAAGGGCAGCAGGAGAAACUCCUGGUCCGCCGCCGCCGCCGCCACAGUCCUCGCCGGCCUCGCGGCGCAGUACUUCCUCGUCCCCGGGUCCGUCAUCAAGACGGCGGGGACCCCCUCCGCCAUCGAGCGGUGCCUGGACGACGUCUGUGCCGGCGCCUCGGAUUGCGUGCAGUUUCCAUCCAAGCAAGAUGGCGCCGCCGACUCGGGCUCCUGGAUGCGUCCGUUCAACCUCGGCCUGAGCUCCGUCCCCACGGCCAUCGUCCGCCCCAGGAACGCGGGCGAGGUCGCGGGCGCCGUCAAGUGCGCAAUGAAGCACAACUUUAAGGUCCAGGCCAAGGCCGGGGGCCACAGCUAUGCGUGAGUUCGUAUCCAGAGGAGGGGCGG
Molecule: messenger RNA, 647 nt
Organism: Colletotrichum destructivum
Lineage: Eukaryota; Fungi; Ascomycota; Sordariomycetes; Glomerellales; Glomerellaceae
Product: Putative oxygen oxidoreductase covalent FAD-binding, FAD-binding, type PCMH, subdomain 1
Exons: 1
Coding region: 220-624 (134 amino acids)
Molecular function (GO): flavin adenine dinucleotide binding; oxidoreductase activity
Source: RefSeq, a predicted model, not a curated record